This is a messenger RNA of Naegleria fowleri, 2145 nucleotides long. RefSeq lists its product as uncharacterized. NCBI's taxonomy places the organism in Eukaryota, Heterolobosea, Eutetramitea, Acrasida, Naegleriidae. The transcript has a single exon. The record is from RefSeq and is a predicted model, not a curated record. The coding region runs from base 1 to 2145 and encodes 714 amino acids. Gene Ontology annotation, cellular component: mitochondrial inner membrane. Gene Ontology annotation, biological process: protein folding. Gene Ontology annotation, molecular function: ATP hydrolysis activity; ATP-dependent protein folding chaperone; ATP binding.
AUGCUCAACAACGGAAUGAAGGCUAUCGGUCGUCGUGUCUUGUCUAGCAGAGGCAUCGUUGCCACUAGUGCCUCCAAGAGCAAGGCUUGUUCUGCAGCUGCUGCUCUUGUUUCCAUGAAUCAUCACAAGAUGUUUGAAAAGAAAAAUAAUUUCUCAACAAGCCAACUCUUUAGAAACAACUCAUCCGACAAGAAAGCAGCAGCGGAUGAACACGAAGAUGUUGUUGCUGAAGAGGCCGAAGUGAAUGAAGACAUUCUCAAGGAAGAAGGUAUUAUUAGAGAAACAGAACACAUUAUUGGUGCAAAGGAAAACAAGACAUUUGAAGCAGAAACCAAACAAUUGUUGCAUAUUGUUGCCUCUGCUCUCUACACCGAUAAGGAAGUCUUCAUUCGUGAACUGGUUUCCAACGCUUCCGAUGCUUUGGAAAAAGUCCGUCGAUUGAAUCAAGUCUCUCCCGAUAAGGUGGAUGAUGCUUCCAAAGAAUUAAAUAUUCAAAUCUCUGUGGAUGAUAAGAACAAUAUUUUCAUCAUUCAAGACAGUGGUAUUGGUAUGACCAAAGAGGAAUUGAUCAAGAACAUUGGUACCAUUGCACACAGUGGUUCUCGUGCCUUUGUGAAGCAAUUAAAAGACUCUGCAGAUAGAGGUGAUACUGGAUCGAACAUUAUUGGUCAAUUUGGUGUUGGUUUUUACAGUACUUUCAUGGUUGCUGAUAAAGUUCGUAUCUACACUCGUUCCGCUCUCAAAGGUCAACCUGGAUACUGUUGGGAGAGCACUGGAGAAGGUUCUUACACGAUUUGCGAAGCUGAAGGUGUUGCUAGAGGUACAAAGAUUGUCAUUUACUUGAAGAAGAAUGAUAAGGAAUUUUCAUUCAAAGAUACCGUACAAAAGAUUAUUCAAAAGUACAGCAAUUUUGUCUCUUAUCCAAUUUUGUUGAAUGGAAGUAAGGUGAAUACUCUUGAUGCCAUUUGGUUGAAGAAUAAGAAUACUGUGACUCCAGAGGAACACAGAGAAUUUUACAAAUAUCUUUCACACUUUGGAGGAGAGCCAAUGUAUAUUUUGCACUUUAAUUUGGACAUUCCAUUGAAUAUGAAUGCUCUCUUCUAUGUUCCAGAUCAUCAUACUGAAUCUUUGGGUAUGGGUAAAAUGGAACCUGGUGUCAAUGUACACAGUAGAAGAGUCUUAAUUCGUGCCAAACAUCCUGAUAUUCUUCCUGAUUGGUUACGUUUCAUGAAGGGUGUUGUUGACUCUGAAGAUUUACCAUUGAACAUUUCACGUGAACAUUUACAAGAUUCUCCACUCAUUCAAAAGAUCAAGUCUGUAUUGGUCAAGAGAAUUACUAAAUUCUUUGGAGAUAUGAUGAAACAAGAUCGUGACAAGUAUAUUGCUUUCUAUGACAAGUUUAACAAGUUCAUUAAGGAAGGUGUUGUCACAGAUUACAUGUACAAGGAUGAAGCAGCCAAACUUCUCUUAUAUGAGUCCUCUGCUUUGAAGAAGGGAGAAAAGACCACACUUGAUGAAUACAUUAGUAGAAUGGGAAGUGAACAAAAAACCAUUUAUUACUUGAUUGCUCCAAACAGAGAAUAUGCUGAAGCAUCUCCAUAUUAUGAAGUAUUCAAGAAGAAGGGUAUUGAAGUUUUGUUUGGUUAUGAUGGACCUGAUGACUUUGUUUUUGGAUCUAUUGGUUACUUUAACGGUAAAGAAUUGAAAGCUAUUGACAGAGCAGAAUUAGAAGAUGAAGAGUUGCAAAACGAAAAGACUGAAAACGAGCUCAAUGAAGAUCAAGCUAAGGAAUUGUGUGAAUGGUUCCAAAACUCACUCAAAGACCGAGUUUCAAGUGUUAAAAUUUCCAAACGUUUGUCAACCACACCAGCCAUUAUCAAGAAUCCAGAAAAUGCUGCACUUCGACUCAUUCGAAAAGUUCAAAAUCAAGACAUUUCACUCUCUCCACAACAAGUUGAAAUUAAUCCUCGUCAUCCAAUUAUUCUCAAGUUAUAUAAGGCUAAACAAUCCAAUCCAGAUUUGGCCUUGCUUGUGGCAGAACAAGUUUUUGAUAAUGCCCUCAUUAGUGCUGGUUUAUUGGACGACCCAAGAUCUAUGGUCAAUCGAUUGCAAUCAUUGAUGGAAACAAGUUUGAAGAAUUUGUAA